AUAUUGAGUAAGCAUUGCUCUUGAAUUACUGUACAAAAUUCAAAAAAAAUAGAAUCACAAAACUUUGAGCUAUACACAAAAUUCUUACAAGUCACUCACAUCUUAACUGUUUUAGCCUUCCGCUAAGAUGCGGGGCACUGCCAAUUGGAUAAUAUGCUUGGGAUUGACCAUAGUUGUAUGGCUGGUCUUUCAUUAUUAUCAUUUCAUUGGGGCACAAAAUGAACCCAAAUCUGACAACGAACUUCAGGAAACGCUUUCGGAGAGUUGCAAAACAAGUUCAAUUGAUGUUUAUUUGCACUUCUUCUGGAUCUUUGCAUGCAUCUAUGCAUUAUCGAAGUUUACUGAAUUAUCUGAACGUUAUCUGAGCGCCAAAAUCGCAUUCAAGGAGCGCAACUCAGAUAUUCGAGUGCUCAACGAAGAGUGGGAGAAGACUCUUAAGCUCUACGAACAGGACAAAAUGCAAUUAGAUUCUCAGCUAAAAGCAUUGCGCGAAAAGAACUGCGGAUUGGAGCAAUCGAUGCAGGAUUUGCGGGAUUGUAAUCUGCAUUUGAUCAGUGAGAAUUUUAUGCGCACUGUGCUUCAGGAUCAACAGAUUCAGGGACUGGCACAACGUGUCCAGGAUCAGCAGCCAUCGAACAUAUACAUCACCAAUCGUCACAUCCACCUGACACGUCAGGUAUUUGUCAACGAGGGAGAUCUUGAUAUCGAUAUCGGUUCACGAACAGCCGGAGGACAGGAUUUUGAAACGUCAGAUAAAUCCUUGAACGUAUGGGUUCAAUAUCUCAAGAUGCGCAAGUGUUAUAUGGGACCUAUAGCUGAUCCAAAAUUGGUCUUUAAUGGCGAUUCGGACCGAUUUCCUCCGAUUGUGAUGACUACAGAGCAAUUGGCCAAAUUACAGGGCAUGAUCUAACUUCCCAAGACAAUAUUGCUGGGAAUUUUCUCGUCUUAAAUAUGUCCCAAAAAGUUGCUUCUUGAAGAUUCCAUAAAAAUUACAGCACAAAAGGGAUUUUAUUUGAAUUACUAAAAAUAAAUGGACUGUACAGCGUAAA
Messenger RNA from Drosophila nasuta, 1049 nucleotides. RefSeq lists its product as uncharacterized. The coding region runs from base 128 to 910 and encodes 260 amino acids. NCBI's taxonomy places the organism in Eukaryota, Metazoa, Arthropoda, Insecta, Diptera, Drosophilidae. The transcript has 4 exons. The record is from RefSeq and is a predicted model, not a curated record.